AUGAGGAAGAGGGUUUUACAGAAACUACACACAGCUUUUGGUGGUUCUGAUGAAGAAAGGGUAUGGUGGACCCGGGGUGCAGAGAUGUGGAAAGAUUUGCAGAAUAACUCUUCUGUUUUAAGAGUUGAUGAUUUUAGAGGUUUAAGAAUAAAGAAGGAACACUAG
Lathyrus sativus (Indian pea) is the source of this 165-nucleotide messenger RNA. Lineage: Eukaryota; Viridiplantae; Streptophyta; Magnoliopsida; Fabales; Fabaceae. The record is from the annotation of a GenBank genome assembly.